Colletotrichum higginsianum IMI 349063 is the source of this 324-nucleotide messenger RNA. Its product is annotated as EC4 protein. Lineage: Eukaryota; Fungi; Ascomycota; Sordariomycetes; Glomerellales; Glomerellaceae. Bases 1 to 324 code for a protein of 107 amino acids. The record is from RefSeq and is a predicted model, not a curated record. The transcript has 2 exons.
AUGAAGCUCCUUCUACCUGUAACCAUUCUCGCUGUCCUAGCGGCCUCUGCUCCCACGGGCGAUAACAUAAGCACUUCCAUUGCGAAACGAGAAGUUGGAGAAGUGUCUACGGACUACAUCUUCACUGACGACCCUGCCGCCGGGGGUAAGGUCGGCCAGAAGAAGAAGCGCGAGAGUGGAGAGGUGUCUACGGACUACAUCUUCACCGACGACCCUGCCGCCGGUGGCAAGGUCGGUCAGAAGAAGAAGCGCGAGAGUGGAGAGGUGUCUACGGACUACAUCUUCACCGACGACCCUGCCGCCGGUGGCAAGGUUGGCCAGUAG